GGCCUCCCCGGCCCCCUCGCAGACACCCGCCCCGGACCCGGACCCGGAUCCUGACCCUGACGGGGCUCGCGGUGAUGAAGAGCAGUAUGUAGGGGAGGGCGAGUCCAGUCAGCCUGACGCGUGCCAGGGGCUGUCGGACUACAAGGACGCAGAGACCAUCACAGAUGUGUGCAACAGUACCGAUCUACCGGAGUUCGAGAUCAUCAGCCUCCUGGAGGAGCAGCUGCCGGUUUACCGCCUGCGGGCCGACACCGUCUACGGGUACGACCACGAUGACUGGCUGCACACGCCCCUGCUGGCGCCCGACGCCCCGCUGGACCUGACCACUGAGCAGAUAGAAGAGACGCUCAAAUACUUCUUGCUCUGCGCAGACAGAGUGGGCCAGAUGACCAAGACCUUCAGUGACAUUGACGCCAUCACACGUCUUCUGGAGGAGAAAGAGAGAGAUCUGGAGUUGGCUGCCAGGAUCGGUCAGUCUCUCCUGAAGAAGAAUCGAGUUCUGACCGAGCACAAUGACUAUCUGGAGGAGCAAGUGGGACAAAUCACUGAAGAGGUGGCGCAGCUGCACCAUGAGUUGAACCUGAAGGACGAGCUGUUGCAGUUUUACACCAACGCGGCCGAGGAGAGCGAGGAGGAGUCCGCUGGAUCCCCGACGGGGAAAAAGAGUCGAGUGGAAGCUGCCGCGGGAGGUUUCCUGAGCGACACCCUGCAGAGGAAGCUGAAGGAGCUGGAAGACGAGAACGUGUCGCUCCGCUCAGAGGCGAGCCACCUCAAGUCUGAGACGGAGACGUACGAGGAGAAGGAGCAACAGCUCGUCAGUGACUGUGUGAAGGAACUCAGGUUGUCCAGUCUGCAGAUUUCGACCAUAGCGGAGGAACUCGCUCGCAAGACCGACGAUGCCUCCAGACAGCAAGAGGAGAUUACGCACCUCCUCUCCCAAAUUGUCGACUUGCAAAAGAAAGCCAAGUCUUUUGCCGUGGAGAACGAGGAGCUCUCUCAGCAUCUGAUCGCGGCCAAAGAUGCACAAAGACAGCUCACUGCAGAGCUGCGAGAGCUGGAAGAGAAGUACUCGGAGUGCAUCGAAAUGCUGCACGAGGCCCAGGAGGAGCUAAAGAACCUGAGGAACAGAAACUAUGCCGUGGGAACACCCAGACGCUUCCAUCCACUCGGCUUGUUCCCGAUGGAUUCCCUGGCUGCAGAGAUUGAGGGAACAAUGCGGAAGGAGCUAAGUCUGGACGAGCCCGAGUGCGAGCAACAAAAGGUCCAUCGCAAGCGUGUUUUCGAGACAGUCAAGAACGUGAACCAGACGGUGCGUCAGCGCUCUCUGACCCCGACCGGCGCCCACAUCCCGGGCUCCAACCAGUCCUUGUCCUCCCGCACGUCGCCCAUGUCCAGCGGGCUCACCAGCCCUCACUCGAGUCUGUGCGGAGGCGACCUGGGCGGGGACGGCGUCACGCUCGACAACCGCGCCCAGAGCAUCCUCAUGGAGACGGCGUCCAAUCAGGAGAGGAGCGCCGAGUGCCGAGAGAAGGCGAGCGGAGCUGAAGAUUUGCGUCUGGCCCUCCGCCGCUUGUCCCUGCGCCGGCAGAAUAACCUGAGCGAGCGGCGCUUCUUUGAGGAGCAGCGGGAGCGGCGACGAGGAGGCGGCCUCCCCGACGCCGCGUGCCAGGGGAGCGUCUUGACCCCCUCGGAAAGCAUCAUGUCGCUAGGCAACCUCCACCUGUGGGCCUCUAGGGGGCCCUACCUGCCCGACAAACUGCAGAUUGUCAAGCCGCUGGAAGGCUCGGCCACCUUGCAUCACUGGCAGCAAUUAGCCCAGCCGCACCUCGGGGUGAUUCUGGACGCCAGGCCGGGGGUCGUUUCCAAAGGAUACCGACCCCUUGAACUAGAGCUUGAACAGGUGUAUUCGUGGGGCAGCUUCGAGGAGGACGAAACAGGAGAGCAGUACUUCCAGAAUCUUUCCACCUCCUCAUCUUCGCCCUGCCCAGCUGUGCCCUGCGCCUCCUCCGGCCUGGCGCAGCCCUCGCCACGCUUGGCUCCACCUUCUCCGUCCUCACCGUCCCCAUCGCCGCAUCUCAGCAAUACUGAUGCACUGGCUGCAUAUUAUCCAGGUAAAUGCAUGGCCCAUACAAGCUCCACCUACACCUUCACCACCUGCCGCAUCCUGCAUCCGACCGACGAGCAGACGCGGGUCACGCCCAGUCUGAACGCCAUCCCCUCGUCGUCGUCCUGCGUGAUGACCAGCUCGCUGAUGGGCACGCCCGCUGCAACACCGUGCACGCCGCGCAGGCUCAGUCUGAGGCCCUCCGAGUCGUCAACAAAUCUCAGAGAUGCCACACGCACCACCAGCACCUGCCUGGGCCUAGUGCGCCUCCUUCAGGAGAGAGGGAUCUCUGCAGCCAUGUACCACCAGAGUCAGGGGCUGGAUGCCAGUCAGGCCAACGAGGGGCUUUUAUUCAGCACCUCCAUUACUCCCAACAGACCCCCCGACCCCGACCCGUUGCGGCCCUCCACCCCUCCGAACUCCCCCACGGGACAGGGGGCUUCGGCCAUAGCAGCCUCCACGGGCUUUGACUUCAAGAGCCCCUCGUACGACAACUUCCUGGCCUCCAAGCCGGCACGUUCCAUUCUGAAGGAAGUGACGGGGGGCGUGAGGGGCCGCCAGAGGGGGCGCGACUGCGAGAGCCAGACUGACGUGAGCGUGACCGUGCACAACCUCAACCUGCUGGACAAGGUGAAGCGGCUCGGGGUUGCCGGCGCCAGAGCGGCGAGCCCCGGCCCCAUCCUGGGGGGGCCUCUGGGUGGGCUGCGCAGAUCGGGCUCCCCCUUCGGGCCGGACGGGAUACGACGGAACAGGAGUUAUCCAGCCAGCAUGGCCAUGAAAGCUCCAGGUCCUCCGGAGUAGUCUUGUACGAGGAGCCAAUCAGGAUCGAGGACUGGCUGCUGGCCAGUCACAUGGUCGCCGGUGGCCAUCAAAGUCAAAGCCAUUUUAUAGCCGCUUCUAUGAAAUGACUGAUAAUAAGAAAACUAAUAUAGCAAGGGAGUAAAUAAGCAUGACGGAAGUGUUUCUCUGGUGUUCGCGGUGGAUCGAGACCAAGCCCUGCCGCACAUUGCUAAAAUUCGUCAGUAACUGACAACCCCUGAAAAAAGUUUAGAAUUGCUGCUAGAGGCCACAAGACUCACUGUUAAUGAAACUCCUCGACUCACUUCGACAUAGUUCCUUGGCAAUAAGAUGCCACAAGGAGGCGCCAAAGCAGUACUUUUAAUAUUUGACAUGGCUUUGGCCUUCAUCCAAUAGGUGACAUUGUCAGCAAAAAUUGGAGGAUAGGUUCCCCCAAAAAUCUGCAAAAAUAUGAAUUUGCAAAUGACGAAUAUGCGGGAAACACUGUAUCAGCAAACUAAUAUGGCAAGAGUUCAUCAACCGUAAAUGCUGUAUAUCGGCCACAACAUUAGGAAUACCUGCACAACAACUCGAUCAAAAAUUCUGCAGCAAUAUAUGCUUGGGCUAAAAUAGAAUAAAGUAAUAUAUACAAUGAAAGCUAUUGUUCAAUGAAUACCUUUAAAAAGGCAUUAUUAUGUUGUUAUUGUAAAGUGAUUGUGCAGGUGUACCUAAUGAUGUGGCCCCUGAAGUACCUCACCCACACUAAUGGUUUGUUCGAUGUUGACCAGUUCUUGUUGUUGUUUUUUAUGUUUGCUGCCUCCGUUUCAGUACAAUAAGAGUGAAUGGAAUUACUUUUGACUUAAAUAGUAAUAUAUUGAUUGAUUUUUUUUUUUUUUACUUAAUGGUUAAUGGUUCCAUGUUGACAGUUUUUUUACUAUACCCCUCUAACGAAAAUAAGAAUAAGUGGAAUUACUUAAAUGGUAAUAUUCGCUCUUUAUCCCUUAUAUUAAAGGCAUAUACACUGGAAACACCGGUGCAGCGCUAUACAUUUGAACAUGAUGGAUAUUUAUUUACGUAGUUCAAUUCAAAAACUGAAACACGUGUAAACGUAUAGUGAAAUAUUUCAGAAUUUUUUUUUUUUUUUUACAAACUUGAAAAAUGUUUAGAAUUUACAGCUAACAAAAACCUAAAAUUUCAAAUCUCAAGAAAUUAGACUACAAGCAUGCGUUUAAUGGAUCUAUAUGAGUUUCACCUUUCUAAUUGGGCAACUGUAAUAAAUGAACUUUUCCAUUAUAUUUUAAUUCAUUUGCGAUGCACCAGUAUUUACAUUAUUUGUUUUUGCUAAUUUGGUUGACCUGGCCCUUUUCAAGCAAGGCUAAUGUGUCAUUAAAAGUGAUUUUCUAAUCUAACGUAUAUAUCCAGUAUAUAAUCUCUCAGUGCUUCAUAUGGUGUGGCAUUCCCACGAGGUCAUUGAUAUUUGAGUACAAAUGGUCAGACUCACUGGCCCCUCUCUGACAAUUGAUUUUUGGGGGGGGGGGGGGGGGGUUGGGGGGUUGUAUGCUUCCCUAAUUGGCCGUCACAGCGGGAAGUUGAUGACGCUUCCGUCCGUGCUGGUGGAUGGAUGCCGAGGCCUGCAAAGUGGAACUUGCGGGUGCCAGGAAGGAAGCCCAAGUCUUCCAUUUGACAUCUGAUGAUUGAUGUUUCUCGCGUGAUGGAUGGAUUGGCGGUCGCGCUGGUCGCCCUUUCUAUAUUAUCACUGAAAUGUCGCUCAUAACACCUUUGUAUUGUGGAUAACCUCACACGGUUAGGCAUUAGGGGGUAUUAUGCAAUCAGAGGUUUUGCAAUAAAAAGUCUAACUCA
Messenger RNA from Phyllopteryx taeniolatus (common seadragon), 4741 nucleotides. RefSeq names its product trafficking kinesin-binding protein 1-like. The transcript is spliced from 18 exons. The coding region runs from base 386 to 2905 and encodes 839 amino acids. The record is from RefSeq and is a predicted model, not a curated record. Gene Ontology annotation, biological process: anterograde axonal transport of mitochondrion; endosome to lysosome transport; neurogenesis. NCBI's taxonomy places the organism in Eukaryota, Metazoa, Chordata, Actinopteri, Syngnathiformes, Syngnathidae. Gene Ontology annotation, molecular function: GABA receptor binding. Gene Ontology annotation, cellular component: dendrite.